UUGAGCUACAGAAUCAGCGUAUAGGUAGAACCACUCAAGAAAUUAGAAUGCUGUAUUGUCCACCCCACCCUCACUACCCUUCGCUCCCUCCAUAUCCUAACUCUACCACCAUCUCCUCCUCUCUCAACCAUUCCAACGAAGACCGUCUUCUCCUCCGCAGGCACAACUCCAAAUCCACCGUCCUUCUCCUCCGCCACCUCUCCCCUUCCCAAGACCCCUCUCCCGAGCCACCUCCCCAAUACCGACACCAGGACCACUCUAUUCCUGAACGGCAAGAAGAUGACCAAUCCCAGCUUCUACAACUCUCUCUCGCAAGCAAGCGCACCCCACAGUUCCCCGGCUCCAUCUACGUCCAGUCCCCCAGCGACCCCGAUGUUCAUACUUCUCUGCCGCCUCUGCGGACCCUAUUGCAAGGCGAGGCUGGCGGUGAGGAGGAAGACGACCACAAGGUUAUAGCUCGGGCCCUAGAGAUUCGCCGCAAGGUCACCGCUGAGAUUUUCAAGGAAGCCAUGCGAAAGGGCAAGUUUGGAAUCACUUACACGACCAAUUUGACUAAUAGGCUCGCUGCUUUCAUUGAUUAUGUCAUGGUCGAGGCCGCGGCCAUGAAGCGCUUGCCUGAGUUCUCCGAAUCCACAUUCAACUUCCGGGCCAAAACCGUCAUUCAGGACUCUAACGUAGUGCCCCUUAUAAGGUGGUUAAAACAUAAUUCAGUGUCGUAUCCGAAAAUCGGGAAGCUGAUUUCGAUGUCAAGGGGGAAGAUUGAGUCCAUAAGACGUGUAGUUGAGUGGUUGAAGUCGAUUCAUGUCAAGGGGGAAUUUCUUGGGGUUACGCUCACCAAAGCCGGCGAGAAUCUUUUGGAGCUCAGCAAUGAUGAAUUGGAAGAGAUCGUUGAUUAUCUAGAGAGCAAUGGAGUUAGGAGGGUUUGGAUGGGUUAUGUCGUGAGCCGGUGUCCCCAGUUGUUGUCUUACAGCAUGGAAGAAUUGCGAUCACGUGUCCAGUUAUUCUUGGAUAUGGGUAUGAAUGACAAGGAUUUUGGAACGAUGGUCUUCGAUUAUCCCAGGGUACUUGGCUACUAUACCAUGGAAGAGAUGACUGAAAAGGUUCGUUAUCUAAAGGAAUUUGGACUUUGUACUGAGGAGGUUGGCAAAUUACUAGCAUUUAAACCAUAUUUGAUGGGCUGUGGCAUUGAAGAAAGAUGGAAGCCUCUUGUUAAAUAUCUGUACUACCACGGGAUUUCCCGUGAUGGUAUGAAGAGAAUGCUUAUGGUUAAGCCAAUAAUUUUCUGUGUAGAUUUGGAGGCGACCAUUGUGCCAAAGGUGCAAUUUUUUAAGGACAUAGGCAUUCGAGGUGAUGCAAUUGGCAACAUGCUUGUAAAGUUUCCUUCAUUACUAACAUACAGUCUCCACAAGAAGAUCCGACCUGUGGUCAUUUUCUUGAUGACUAACGCUGGGGUCAGUGAGAAGGAUAUUGGGAAGGUUAUAGCUCUGGCACCAGAACUCUUGGGUUGCAGCAUAGUGAAAAAGCUCGAGGGUAAUGUGAAAUAUUUUCUGUCACUUGGCAUACAUGCUCGACAACUGGGUGAGAUGAUUGCUGAUUUUCCCAUGCUACUCCGGUACAACAUAGAUGUCCUCCGUCCCAAGUAUCGUUACUUGAGGAGAACUAUGAUCCGCCCUCUGCAAGAUCUCAUUGAGUUUCCCAGGUUUUUUAGCUAUUCUCUUGAUGGCCGAAUAAUUCCAAGGCACAAGAUUUUGGUGGAGAAGCAGAUAAACUUAAAGCUGCGCUACAUGUUGGCUAGCACUGAUGAAGAGUUUGAGAAAAAGGUUGAAGCUAUUGUAGAGAAGCGUAGAAGGUUUGAAGCUGGUCUUAUCUAUGGCGAUCUCUCAGCUUCCCAGGCAACCGACGAUCCUGCAGAGAAUGUUAACACCUCUGUGGUAGUGAGGCAAGAGAGUAAUUAUGAAACUCAAUCCAUCUAAGGGCGAUGGCAUGCUAAUAAUUUGUGUUUUGAGGUCAAAACCAGCGGAUCCCAGAAUGUUGGGUGUUCUUGGAAGGUAAUAGACGCGUGCUUCAGGAAUGCAGAAUGACAUGCAUUCUGCGAUAAAAAUUGGCAAACCCUUUGAGAGCGAGAGAGAGAUGCAUUCACGGAAACACGACGGUAGUCUUCUUGCGAAAGGAAAAACAACUUCCUUUACGAGGAUGAGACUCCAGUCCUGCGAACCGUAUAUAGUCACGACUCACGACUCCUUUAUGCAGGUCAGCACUCUACCCGAGGUUCAAGCUCCAUCACAGCUCGUGUUAUCUUCCGUAGUGGCAGCGCCAUGUUUCUGCAGACGCCCCUUUGGCAUUUCCUUUACUUUGAUGUUAGAAAAGAAGAAAUGGUAGUGCAAUUAACAUAGUUCUUCUCCUAUUUUUAACAUCAAAUCGAUAACUAGGGUUUGAAUUUUA
Messenger RNA from Carya illinoinensis, 2442 nucleotides. Its product is annotated as transcription termination factor MTERF2, chloroplastic. Gene Ontology annotation, molecular function: double-stranded DNA binding. Gene Ontology annotation, biological process: regulation of DNA-templated transcription. Lineage: Eukaryota; Viridiplantae; Streptophyta; Magnoliopsida; Fagales; Juglandaceae. The transcript is spliced from 6 exons. Bases 48 to 1973 code for a protein of 641 amino acids. The record is from RefSeq and is a predicted model, not a curated record.